Messenger RNA from Athalia rosae (coleseed sawfly), 6369 nucleotides. RefSeq names its product ATP-dependent 6-phosphofructokinase (gene Pfk). Gene Ontology annotation, molecular function: monosaccharide binding; AMP binding; ATP binding. The coding region runs from base 983 to 3400 and encodes 805 amino acids. Lineage: Eukaryota; Metazoa; Arthropoda; Insecta; Hymenoptera; Athaliidae. Gene Ontology annotation, biological process: canonical glycolysis; fructose 6-phosphate metabolic process; fructose 1,6-bisphosphate metabolic process. The record is from RefSeq and is a predicted model, not a curated record. Gene Ontology annotation, cellular component: cytoplasm; 6-phosphofructokinase complex. The transcript is spliced from 17 exons.
UUCGACCGCCCUAUCCCUCUUUCUUUUUUCUAUAAUUAAAGUAAUGUAAUUUCACUGACUUUUAUCCAAUUAUUUGAAGUGACGUAAGGUUAUGUUUUAAUUGAUUUUCAAAAUUAUACCGUGAUCAAAAUCUGAAGUCCACCAAAUUGUUUUUAUAGACCACAGAUUAUUCAACAGGCUUUGAAAAUUUCAUGGAAAUACCAAAUAUUUAGCUAAGUCAUAUGCAAAACACAUCAAAAAAAACUAAAACCAAUAAGAAAAAUGAAAAUGUAUCAUACUCUGACGAUUAUCAGUCUUGUAACGAUUGCACGUGCAAGAAAACAUGCCAAAUCUGUAAAGAAAAUAAUGAGGAACAUGAGAGUAAUACAGAUUCUUCUCAUCGAGAUCCCGGUGGCUAUGUUCAGAAUCGUACUUCUGACCACAAUAAAUACUAUAGUCUACAAACCACUACAAAAGCUUCAAGACGUUUAACCUUGGCUGCAGCAAAGGCACAAUAAAUAGCUAAGACGUAUUUUUAGCUCGUAAAAAGAUGAGAUAAUAACACCGAUAAUCAUUUUACUUAUACCGUCAAUUCUAUUAGAUUAUAUUCUUACUGGGUGGAUGAUUUUUUUCUGUAUUCAAUGAUCGUUCAUAAAGUCAAUAUUGAAUGUAGUUUCCAUGGAUAUCUUUCCUACGUUAUGGCGGUUACACAGAUGCGUGGUUCAGUGAUUGGAACUCUGAAUCCGAAGUCAUAGACUCCAAAACCCCAUUCCUCGAAACAUUGGAUUUACAUGGACUUUCCCCAGAGGCAUUUUUCAGAAUUUAAACUAUUUUUUUGACCUAAUAUUGUGCUAAUUCAAUUUUUCAACCCUCUCUCAUUAUUCAAUAUGGUAAAUUUUAUCAGGAUGUAAGAAUACCUUGUGGUAAACGGAGAUGCAUAUUAAGAGACAAAUUGAAAUGGCAACCUGUAGAAAAAAAGCCAGUUUUGAAACUAUACUACCGCAUGAUGGAGGAGGAGCUGGCGGCACAGAAAUUCAUAAAACCCGGCAGCCAUAAAGGCAAGGGUAUCGCAGUAUUCACCAGUGGGGGAGAUUCUCAGGGUAUGAAUGCUGCGGUACGUGCCGUGGUGCGUAUGGGAAUUUAUCUUGGCUGCAAAGUAUUUUUCAUCAAGGAAGGCUACCAGGGCAUGGUAGAUGGUGGAGACAAUAUUGUGGAAGCAACUUGGUCUUCGGUUUCCUGCAUUAUUCAUAAGGGUGGCACCGUGAUUGGAUCUGCUCGAUGUAUGGAUUUCCAGCAGAGAUCCGGACGUCGUAAGGCUGCAAAGAAUUUAGUAACUCGUGGAAUCACUAACUUAGUUGUUAUCGGAGGUGACGGCUCUUUAACAGGAGCAAAUCUCUUUAAAGAAGAAUGGGCUGAGUUGCUGAAAGAGCUUAUAGAAUCUGGUGAUAUAACUUCUGAGCAGAGAGACAAGUACCAACAUCUCUAUAUCGCCGGAAUGGUCGGUUCAAUUGAUAAUGAUUUUUGUGGAACGGAUAUGACAAUUGGAACUGAUUCUGCCCUACAUCGUAUUAUUGAAAGCAUAGAUGCUAUUGUUAGUACUGCGUAUUCUCAUCAGCGUACUUUUAUUAUGGAAGUUAUGGGUCGUCACUGUGGUUACCUAGCUCUGGUAGCAGCCAUGGCCUCCGAAGCUGACUUUGUCUUCAUGCCAGAAUGGCCACCCGAACAAGACUGGCCUAACAAGCUCUGCAAAAAGUUAUUGCAGGAACGUCUAACUGGUCAGCGUCUGAACAUCAUUAUUGUUGCGGAGGGUGCUGUCGAUCGAAACGGCGAUCCAAUAACAGCUGAGAAAGUUCAUAAAGUCGUCGUAGACAAUCUCCAUCAAGAUACAAGAAUUACUGUACUUGGUCAUGUACAGAGAGGAGGAAAUCCCUCAGCUUUUGACAGAGUUUUAGGUUGCAGGAUGGGCGCUGAAGCAGUUAUGGCUCUAAUGGAAGCUAAAGGAGAUACGGAAGCAUGCGUUGUUACUCUCGAUGGAAAUCAAGCGGUCCGUCUUCCUCUGAUGGAAUGUGUGCGCCGCACUAAAGCAGUCGCUCAGGCAAUGGCUGAAAAAAAUUGGGACCUCGCUGUUCAAUUACGUGGAAAAGGAUUUGCGCGUAACUUGGAAACCUACAAAAUGUUAACCCGUUUGAAGGCUCCUGCUGAACCAGUGAUGGGCAAAGAUAAUCAAGGCCCCACAUUAACUAAGCAGAACACUAUGUGGGGACAAGAUCAUUAUACUCUGGCUGUAAUGCACGUUGGUUCUCCAUCGUGCGGUAUGAACGCUGCUGUCCGAUCCUUCGUUAGAAACUGUAUCUACCGCGGAGACAAAGUUUACGGCAUCUGCGAUGGUGUUCCUGGCUUCAUGGCUGGAAAACUAAAAUUGAUGGAAUGGCCAUCCGUUACUGGCUGGGUAGCUCAGGGUGGAGCGUAUCUAGGAACUAAAAGAGCCCCACCUAAAGAAGAUCAACUACCGCAGAUAGCUCAGCGACUAAAAGAGUUCGGUAUUCAAGCUUUGUUGAUUAUUGGUGGAUUUGAGGGAUAUCAAACUGGGUUAACAUUCUGCGAUGCCAGAGAAAAGUAUGAAGAGUUUAGAAUUCCGAUUGCUAUGAUACCGGCGACUAUUAGUAACAAUGUACCAGGUACGGAAUUUUCAUUGGGCUGUGAUACUGCUCUCAACGAAAUUACGGAGAUCUGUGACCGUAUUCGUCAAUCAGCUCAAGGAACUAAGCGGCGCGUAUUUAUCAUUGAAACAAUGGGUGGUUAUUGUGGCUAUCUGGCAACUGUCGCAGGGUUAGCUGGUGGAGCUGACGCUGCAUAUAUUUUUGAAGAAAAAUUCAAUAUCAAAGAUUUGAAUCAAGACGUUGUUGCUAUGGCUGCCAAGAUGUCGGAAGGUGUUCAAAGAGGAUUGAUUCUCAGAAAUGAAAGUGCUAACCUUAAUUAUAACACGGACUUCAUGCAGAGAUUAUUCAGCGAGGAGGGAAAAGGACUAUUUAGCUGCAGAUCUAACAUCAUUGGGCACAUGCAGCAAGGAGGUUCACCCACACCUUUUGAUCGUAAUUUGGGUACUAAAAUGGGAUCGAAAGCUGUUGAAUGGUUCACAGAACAGUUGAAAAAGCACACUGCUGCCGAUGGGACAGUUAACGCAGUUGCCCCAGAUACAGCUGUAAUGUUGGGUAUAGUGAGACGUCAGUACAGAUAUACUCCGUUUACAGAAUUGAAGGACAUCACAGAUUUUGAACAUCGUAUUCCUACGUACCAGUGGUGGAUGAAGUUGCGCCCAUUGUUGAAAGUAUUGGCCAAACAUGAGUCGACCUACCAAGAAGAGGGCCUUUACAUAACCGUUGAAGAAAUGGAUCUUGCAAACGAUGAACCUCUGAUGUAAAGAUCUUCGUCGCCUCGCUAGUUUUUUCUGACCUAACAAACACUCUGGAAAAUAAUUAGGAUUAGCCAUGUGUGCGCAGGUAAAAUAAUUCUUAUGCUACUAGCUAUUUAUGGUAUCUUAUUUGUUUCAUUGAAUUCACGAUCCAUGAUUUCAUUAAAAUUCUAACGGCAAAGAAAAAUGAUACUAGGGGCGGUAGUUAAUGGGGGAACAAAACGGCGUUGUGAGGAAAUCAAUUCAUCCAUUCUAUUAUUCUGAAUUCAUUUUUAGCUUGUUAUACGUACUGAGAUGUUUUCAAAAGUCUAAAAAACAAUAAUGUAAGUAACGGGGAAAGAAUAUUUUCUUACUACAUUGUGUUCCUUUUCAUAUCUAUCUCAAACUAAACACGGUCAGUAUAUUUAUUCUGUUACGUCACAUUACAUAUGCGAUUUCAUAAGAAUUGGUAGGAAUUGGCUCGCCAGGAAAUCAUCAUAUUAAAUUUUGGAAUAUUUAAUUUGUAUACAUAUAUACAUACACAUAUAUAUAUACUAUAGAUAUUAUUUGAUUUAUUAUCAUAUGCAAAUGCCAGGCUCGUAUCGAUACGUCAAUGGUCAUAGGCGAGUUGUGAUCAAUGAAAUAAUUCUCUUGAUAAAUUGGGAAAAAAUAUACAAAUAAUUUUAAGAAAAUAAUUGGAAAAACAAGUUCAAUCUCAGGUAAGAUAGAAUUGUAGGUACAAAAAAAGUACCUGACAAGUAACAGGUAGGAUAUGAAUUAGGAAUUACGGAAAACAUUUAAAAUAAAUUAAAUUGGAUUAUAAUUCGAUUUAUAAAAAUUAGACGAAUCGUCAAUCAAAUUAAUGUUACAUAUUUUAUAAUAAAUUGGCUAAUGAAUGGAUACCUAAGUCGAAAUUCUGUACGCGGAAAUGAGUAAUGAUUGAGUGAUGAAUGUGCUAUUGAGAUAUGAAUCGUAGAAGAAAUGGAUACAAAAACAGAGUGUUUAAAUUAAAAAAUCAAUUGAAUAAUUUGGAAAAAUGGAAUUUUAUAGAUCGUUAACGUAUCGAAUAAAAUGGAAAAUUCCCUCGGCUAACUUUGUGGUCUACUAUGGUAUAGGAUAAUAAAAAUAAGUGGAAGAGUUUUGUGGCAAUUUGAUUUUGGGAAAAAAAAAAAAGUUUUAUCGUUCAGUUUAGCAUUAUUAAAAGCUAUGAAAAGCUACUCGGAAAAUAUACUCGUCUACCUCAGAAAGAAAAAAUUAACAAAUAAAUAAAAAUAAUUUUUAAUCGUAUUGUAUAGUUGACUUCGACAAAGUUGACUCAGAUCGUGUCGGUUGCAUGUAAUGUUUAGAGAAAAAUUAAAAAUUAAAAAUUCGCUAAAAUUUAAGGCUUUAUAUGACCACAAAGAUAUUUAGAUUUAAUUCAUUUUUUCGAGCAUUUUUUAUUACGAUGAUCGCUCAAUGAUUAUCAUUACGCUUUAUAAAACUCGUAAAUCAAAUCAAUCUGAAAACUGCAGAUCUAUUCUAAAGAAAAACUUUGAGAAAAAAAGAAAUUUAUUCCUGCUGCGAAGAAUGCCAGAUAAGUAUGCGUAUUGCCGUUAAAUUGAAGAUAUUAAGGAAAAUGAAAUCGUGCUCACGUAAUUUUUGACAAUUCAUUUCUUAUUUAUGCUUCACAGUCAUACUAAAUAAUCAUCUCAUAAACUAUGACUGUGUUCGAGAUGAUUGAGAGAUCUAAAACCGAAUGAUCAUAUUACUCACACACGCCAUUGAUUUCUAAUUAAUUAUAUUCUGACAUUCAAAUACACACAUACAAGAAAUUAAAAUAUCCCCCUUAGUUGCACUAGAACACAUAUACUUUAACAGCUAUAGAUAAUUAGGCUUAUUCAAGUUAUAUUAAUGAAAAAAAAAUUAAAACCAAAAAAAUUAUGAUAUUGAUAAACAAACUAAUAAAAAGGAAAUGACAAAUAUAAUAAUAAUUGUUACGAAAAUGUUUAUAGAUUAGUAUGAUAUACAUUCGUUGUAAUGGAAUUCAGAUAAUAUUGAGUGUUAACAGUUCUAUUGCCAGAGUGUUUAUGACAAAUUAUGCAGAGAAUAAAAAAACACAGCAGAACGCAUGUAUGUAUAUCCAAGUACUAUAAGAAGGCACAUGUUAUAGGAUGUAUACGCGAUGAAAAAAGGUAAAAAUUAUUUAUUGAGAUAAAUCUAUGAACUCGUAAAAUAUUUAGUAUAUUUAAUAUAUUUAAAACGCACUCAUUUUGUACAGUAGCAUAAAAUCGCUAUAUUUUCUCAACGAGUUAUUUCCUUUUAGAAAAGAGAAAAGAAAAAAAAAGGAAAAGAUUAUUUCUGUUAUCUUUCUGAUAUUUCCGAAUUUUAUUUGAACAGUCGUUAAUUGAACGCUUAUGACUCUUUUCUUUGAAACAUAUUUACCUUUGUGAUGUUAAAUCAGCAAAGUAAAAGUAUUAUAUUAUUUGUCAACUAUAAUAAUAUUUAUAUUAAUAAUAAUAAUAAUAACGCAAAGAAGCUCGAAAGAUAAUAAUUAUUUGUAUAAUUAGAAGAAGUGAUGAAUUCGUUAUGGAAAGUAAUUUUUUCGAACAUGAUUUAUUUUUUAAUUCCAUUUGAUACGUUGUUAUUAUUUCUCUUCUUUUAUCCACGCUCAUUGUUGAUCAAAGACGCAAAUAUUUUAUAGUUUCAUCGUCAUAUAUGGUAGUAUUAUACAUUGACAUAAUUAUACUUAUACUUAUGAUCAUUUUCAAAUAGAUACCUCAUAUUAAUUUAGUACAUAACAAUCUGUUAUUUUCCUAAAUUAUUUUCAUGUUUAUUAUUUAUGCAUAAGUAAUUGUAAACAAUCAAUGGUCAUUAUUAGGCGAUUCUAAUUAGAAAUAUAUAUUUAUAUAAUGUAUAUUAUAUACCAUUUGAUGUAAAACGAAAAAUUGAUUCAUAACACUGUUGUAUUCAGUGUCAUCAAAUAAAUUAUGUGUCACGGUACAUAUGAGCAUAGCUUAAAA